Messenger RNA from Prunus mume (Japanese apricot), 549 nucleotides. The record is from RefSeq and is a predicted model, not a curated record. Lineage: Eukaryota; Viridiplantae; Streptophyta; Magnoliopsida; Rosales; Rosaceae.
AUGUCUGGCAUAUCACCUGACGUCAUCAGCCACAAGUUCAGCAUCUCUCCCGCCCAUAAAUCGGUCAGACAGAAGCUCCAUUCGUAUGAUGCCGAACGGUAUGAGGCCAUGCGUACCGAGGUGGACAAGCUAAAAGCCAUCGGCUUUAUCAGGGAAGCUACGUACCCGGUCUGGCUUGCCAACUCUGUCAUGGUUUGGAAGGCCAAAGGGGGAUGGCGGAUGUGUCAGGACUAUACCGACCUGAACAAGGCCUGUCCAAAGGACAGCUUCCCAUUGUCGAGGAUCGACCAGCUCAUUGACGCAACCGCUGGACACGAGCUGCUCAGCUUCAUGGACGCCUAUUCAGGGUACAACCAGAUUUUCAUGGACCUUGCCGAUAGCGAGCAUACGGCAUUUAUCAUCGACCGCGGUUUGUACUGUUACAACGUCAUGCCUUUUGGCCUGAAGAAUGCGGGGGCAACGUACCAACGGCUCGUCAAUCGGAUUUUUACUGAACAUAUCGGCGGCAUUAUGGAGGUGUAUGUCGACGAUAUGUUGGUGAAAAGCUGA